GUUGUUUAUCCCGAUUAUUUUUAAGAAUUUUAUGGAAAUAUCCAUUUUUCGUUUUUAUAUGACCAUUGAGACUAAAACUAAUAUAUAUUCACAAAAAUAAAGUAUAUAGCAUGUUUCCUUCAAAUUUUAUAAGCGAACUAAAAAAACUGGUAUUCUGUGGUACUGUGAUAUUCUGUGGUACAUACACCUGUAGGUUUAUAAAUUAAAUCUUGUUUGUACCUAACUUUUCCUUUUAGGUGGAAAGAAAUAUUUGUCGUCUCUACCGUCUUAUCGGACCCGGUUCAACAGUAAGUAUACUUGUCAUAGCUUUGAAGUUAGGAAUCAAUAUUAUAUAUUUACAAGACAUUUUCCCUCAACUAACUAAAUGUACGUUUCGUAAAGCAUUAUUUAUUGAGAGUUAUGCGUUUAAGUUUUAUCACCUGUUAGAUCCCUCUCUUUUCUUGUCCUUUCUUCCACUUCUGUUUUUCUGCAUGCAUAAGAUAUUUGGGCAAUAUUGCUUCUGAUCUUCCCGCAUUUAAGUUUGAAGGACUUGUUCUUGUCAAAGAUCUUAAAUUUUGUUCCUUCUUCGUUCAUCAUGACUCUUUGCAAUUGAAGGUGGGAAUUGUUGCUUUCACGAACGUUUGAAUUUAAGAAUUUAAGAAGGUGGCACGAUAUAUUUAUCCACACAAAAUUCCUUAUUAAAGAAUAGCCAAAAGAAAACCUUAUUCUAUAUGAACCUGGGUUACCAUUCGUGUCCGCUGGAAAAAUAACGACUUACUUAUAUGACUUGACGCAUCACGACUUGUUCAUCUCGUCUCGCGCCAUUGCAUGUCAAUUGAUGACAUCAUCAGAAAUACCAAUUUAAAAAAGAAAAAGAGCGCUAUACCUCAUUAUUGUGUCUCUGAUGGCAUACGUUGAAAUUUUGCACGCUGUAUGGUUCCGCAAUGAUUUUGGAUGCACCAAAUAAUAAAUCUAUAAUGUCAAAAACUUUUUGUCGGAGAAAACGGCACUUUUCAUUUCAGAAUCUUCUUUUUGCAUUGACUGAUUUUGGUUCACUCAUCUCGAACGAGCAAUCGGCCAUAUUUUUGUUUCGAAAAAUAAUAUUUAAAUUAAUCACCAUUUUUCAAGUUCAGUGCAUACGCAGAUAUUUCCUCCGUUGUUUUGAUUAUGCGCCUGCUCUGCAUGGAAAAAUAUAAUGCGCGGGCGCCAAGAGGUGGAAUGUGGGAAAAAAUGUAUAAUUAAAUCUAGGACUUCGUUUGUAAAAUUGGUAAUUAAAUUACUUUUUUCUAUGUAGGCACUCCAAAUCAUUAUGGGAAACAUUUCAUUACUGGGUUUACAGCUCAGAAUAGUAAUUAUCGAGAUGACUACAUUGGAUUGUCAAUUCUUGCCCCCUACGACACAAACGUUACGAUCUUUGGUACUCUGUCAAGCAAGCCUUGGAACUACACUGUUCAUAUUAAAGAAGGAGAAAGUUUUGAGUAUAAACUGCCGAUUUCACUGCGAAUGAAGAAAUCAAAAUACCGACAGAAUGGUAUUGAAAUUUCAUCAACUAGAGACAUUUCAGUAUUGUGUUUAAAUAACCAAGGUUAUCGACAAACAGGGGAUGGAUACUUGGCUUUACCAACUAACAUGCUAGGUUUAGUUUAUGUUGCUGCAUCAUAUCAACCGUAUAGUUCGAGCUAUAGAGCGAAUAUCGCCGUAAUAUCAGCACAUAACAACAACACGGUUAUUGUUCUUCCCAACAAGAACGCGGUUAUAUACUAUCGCGGUCUCUGGUAUGAUGACAGUACAUCGCUAUUAUACAUAACCCUAGUCCUUGAUAAACUUGAAGUACUGUACAUUUCGGGUUCAUCAGAUUUAUCUGGAACAAUUGUUAUCGCAAGUAAACCAGUGACGGUUAUUUCAGGCGUAGACUAUGCACGUAUUCUGGGAUCGUAUGAUUUCUUAGAAGCGUUCCUUUUACCUGUUUCGUCGUGGGGAUAUGAAUACAUAUUGACAACGGUAGGAGCGAUGGAUAAAAAUCAGGGGGAUAUUUUUCGCAUCUUUGCAUAUGAAAAUAAUACUGUUGUUGAAAGUGGGUACUGGACCAAAAUGUUGUCAUCCGGAGCAUACACCGAGUUGAUAUUGCAAAAAAAUCUUGCAUCUUUUGUUAAAUGUAACAACCCAUGUCAAGUGGUGCAUUACGUCCGACGACACUAUAUUGGCGGGAAAUAUGCUAACCCUUCAAUGAUAGUUCUGCCAUCAACAAGUCAAUUUCUUUCUUACUACCACGUGGUACUUCCUCGUGGUUCAGAAUAUCAUGAUUCCAUUACUAUAGUGAUACAAAAUGAAGACAUAGAAGGUCUAUAUAUGAAUGGAUUAAAACUUAAUGGCUUACGAUGGGAAAGGAUCAAUGGAACAAAUUAUGUAUGGACGGUCGUAAGUUUAUCCGAUCCAAAUACUGUCACAGUCUAUCAUACUUCUUCGACUGUAAAGUUUGGUCUCCUUGUAUUUGGCUGGAAUAAUGGUGUUUCCUAUGCUUACUCUGGUGGAUUUGGUUUACAUAACUAUUCAAAUGGUAAGGUACUUUACUUGUGGUAAAUAAAUUUUGAAACUUGGUAUAAUUAUUUUCUCUUCACACUGUAAAGAUAUUAGCAACUCCAGUACUUGCAUAUUCUGGUUGAUUUUUGCACUUUUAAAAAAGCUUAUAGAGUAGAUUAUUCUCCCGUUCCUUAGCCAGUUGCCUAACCACGAAUAGUUGUGAAAAUACCACUAUUGGCGUUCUGGCGGAAGUCGUACCUGCAUAUCUGCGAUUCCGUUGCAAGGCUCUAAAGCCCGUUUUCCACUCGCGUAUUUUGCCGCCGCUGGCGAAAAUUUCGCCACAGAAAAAGUUCAUUUGUUGUUCUUUCGCGCCGUCAACGAAAGGUCAAACAGAAGUUGAAAAUUUUAAGCAACUGUAGCAGGAGAACAAAUGUCUUCAGCGGCGAAUGAAUGUAAAAAAUUAUUUCUUUGUCAAAAUUUUUCGCCAGCGGCGGCGAAAUACGUGAGUGGAAAACCGGCUUAAGAGAGUCUUGUUGCCUAGCAUUAAUACAUAAACUUCUGGUUAAUGCUCGAUAACUGGGCUCUGAGCUCAUUUUGUUAGAGUACUGCGCUGAAAACGAAAUUGCCUGGUCGGAUAUUCGACUCCUGCCAGAGGGCUGAGAUAGUUGCAUAUAUUUUGUCUACAGCUGUAAAGUGUUAGUUUCCACUCGAAGUACUCGAGGUUUCCAUAUUCAAAAAACCCUUCAACAGUUCGCUCGCAUCGAGUGAGAUUCCCCAAAUUCCGAUAUUUGCCACUGCAUGUAAUUAUAGCCUCGUUUUUUUCGGUCUGUUAAAAAUAUUUCGGACAUUUUAGCAUUGGUCAUGUCUUCAUUUGAAAUAAUUCAUGGUUGUAUUUCAAAUGGGGUUGGGAAGCAAUCGUAUUAUGGAAUUUGCGAUUCCAUCACUAAGUCGAUAGUAUAUCCAUAUUAUUUCCACACUAUAUCCAUAAUAUGAAAAUUGCAAUUUAGGUGUUGAAAUUGGAUUUCCCCACUAUUUUUAGCGAGGAUGCAUACUAUUACGUACUUUGUCCAUAGUAAGGAUUUUGACAAAAAAUUUUCACUAGUAAUCUAGAAAUAGUUGCAUGGUAGCUAUAUUUGCGUUAGGAAACGCGCGAACACGUCAAGUAAAUGAGUUGUCGUGGUAACACGAUAAUUAUUCUCAUUUUUUUACAAAAUUAUGGCACAAAUAAUUAAUAGAUUCGUGCUUUUUAUUCAAGCUUGGACUCUCCGAGAAACGUUUUGAAACGUUCAUUAAACAUUUACAGCUUUUGCCUGUAAAUUAUUUGAAGUAUUGUUAGUUUAAAUCAGUUCAAGCGCUACAAUACCAUCUACCAAAAAAAGUGACUCCCCUUUUGCUAAUAUAAAAUAGGUGGAUAAUUUAUAGCCUGUGUGCAGUCCCAGACUUCCAAAGGAAGUGGGGAUUUUGCAACCUCGAACCGCAAGCUUGCUACGCCCGCUCAGCUCGUGUUUCAGAUUUUUGGAAAAUAAUUUAUGCACGAAAAUUAAUACGCUAAAUAUGCUGCCGCUCAAAAAACAAAUCAUGCAAAUAUGGCGGCAGGCGAAGGAGCAUUUGAUUUAUGUGCUGUGUUUUCUGUCGCCAUUUCUACAUUUCUACAGCGCGCGCGCGCUUCGAAAUGUUGAAAAAAUUAUCCAGAUUAAGAAGAAGCCUUGUGUAUUGUGUGGGUACACAUGCAGCGGUAUUUACCCACACACCUAUAUUCUUAAACAUACAAAUGGAAUAUAAAUAGAAUCAGUGGUGUAUACUGCAAUAUUCCAUUCGUAAUUAUUGUUAAUCAUGCAAAUAUUUAACAGUGAACUCCAGACCUGUACAGACUGAUACUUUGUUGCACACUGGUCAUGUGCACCAAAUACUAGGAAAUAUUAAAUAUAUAUAGCCAGAAGCAAGGUUCUGCAGAGUACAUGUGACAUUGGGAUCUGAAUGUUAAUCAUGUAUACAUUCCGUACUGUAUUCGAUUUCACUGUACCGUAGACAAAUAGAUACCUAAUUCAAAUUACAAAACAAUCCAAACCAAAGGAGUUAUUUAUAUGCCUUACUUGACCCUUCAUAAGUGAAAUAAAUAGCGAUAUCACAAGUACUGUUCUUGUGCAAAUUGCUUGGUCAUGUAGAACAUCGGCAAUAAUUGGCAUGGUGUGGGAAAUGGGCGACUUCUCAUAACCAGUGUAAGCACUAAAAACAAAUUUCUGCCUUUAAGGAAAUUAGAUAAGGCUUCUUCUUGAUCUGGAUAAAAAUUUUCAACAUUGAGAAGCGCACACGCUGUAGGAAUGGCGACAGAAAACUCAGCAUAUAAAUCAAACGCUCCUUCACUUGCCGCCAUAUUUCUAUGAUUUGUUAUUCGAGGCUUAGAGCGGUUGGCCCGCAGCAAAUUUUAGCAUAUUAAUUAAUAUUCAUCCAUAAAUAGUUUUCCCCAAAAUUUGGAAAACAGGCUGAGCGAGCACAGCAAGAUUUCGUUCGAAAUUGCGCCGCGCCUACUUCCUUUGGCAGUCUGGGACUGCACGCAGGCUAGAUAAUUUAGGAAAUUUUAGUUCAUCUCACCGAAAUUGUGAAGGCAAAACAAUAUUAAAAAAACAAAUGCCGAACAAUUUGUACAAGAAACUUGCCGUACAUUUUACUAAUUUUCAUUAAUAAAUCUUUUCUCAUCGUUCCUUGCAUGCUCAUUCCAUUGUGAUGCCCGCCCACGCGCGACGAACCAUAACAUCGCGCCCGCGAUCAUUGAUUAACUUUUCAACCCGCGUAAUUAGUAAAUUAUAUAUAACGUUUUUAAAUGCAAUAAAAAUUUUUAUUCGUUUUUUAAACUUGUUUGUAUUGACAGCAGGUGUAAGUAAGCUUAGAGGAAUAACAUUCCAGAAAAGCAUAAUACAAUCUCAAACAAGGAUGAUAUUAGAAUAGAGUACAUGAAAAAUAUUAAUUGGAUAUAACUUGAAUAAAUAAGUCGCGUUACAGGAUUUCUUUUAAUUUAAAGUUUAAUUAUAAAAUGCUGCUUCCAAGAUCGAAACACAGUACAUAUAAGUGUUGUAUUGCAAUUUAUCACAUACUUGUACCUUUAUCGGGUAGGAAGCAGCGGGACAUAAAAACUAUAUCGUCCCGGAUAUCGCUUUUUGUCGCGGAUAUCGUUUUUUGUCCCGCUAAAUUUCGCGCCUUGUCAAAACAAAGAUGGCCGACUCGAGGUUCGUGUCGGUUGAUAUUUUGUUUAUAAGUUAAAUUAUACUAUAUUUAAUUUUAAAUUGUUUAUUAUUUAUAUGAAUAGCCUAUUUAUUUUCUAAAAUCAUAUUUGUUUAAUAAAUGAUGAAAUAAGUUCUUUGUAUGUUUGCAUGGCGAUAAAACUUAUAAUAGUUUUGUUUGUGGAAACACCACGUAAAUUUAUUACUGCAAAACUUUCGAUCCGUAACCCGGAUCUUCAUCAGUGCUAAUAAUAUGUAUGUAAUAAUAUGCACAUAUUAUUAGCACUGAUGAAGAUCCGGGCUUACGGAUCGAAAGCUUUGCAGUAAUAAAUUUACGUGGUGUUUCCACAAACAAAACUAUUAUAAAUGAUGAAAUGUUUUUAAUUUUAAAUGAUCCUAUUUUUCAAAACUGCUACUUUUAGGUUAUCGUACUCGGGAUUCGGUGAUAUCAGUUUUAUCGCUCUCGGGACUGUGUAUCAUCCAACAAAACUAAAAAACUGAUAUCACCUCAUCCCUUAUAUGAUAACCUAUACAUCUCGACAUAUCGUUUCAUGCAUUAUUUUUUGCUUCUCCAUUCUUGUGGUACUCAUAACUUGCCCUAAAAAGCUAUAUUUUUUCAAAAGCGUGCUGCUACAAGUCAAUUGUCUAAUGACAUGUUUUUUCCCCUAAAAUGUUCCCUUACUCUUUUAUUUGCCAUCGGGAAACUUUGUUCUAUUCAUUACUUCAGACUAUACUAAAAUCUGGCUAAAAAUGAAAAAGAUAUCGAAAUAAAACCUUUUUCAUUAAUAUUUUCUAUUUAGAUGGAAGUUCCUUUCUGUCAUCAGUGCCAUCGUAUCAGUCCAGGUUCAUGAGUAAGUAUAACCCACUUAUAUUUUCCUCAAACAUGACACCCUGUUCACACUAGCCUUGCAGCAGCGUCUUAUAUUUAACGUCAUAGUAUUGGAAUAAUAAUUGUCGUCCAAAAUUGUGUAGUUCGUCAUUUGAGCAUCCGUUACAGUAUUCUUAGAAAGGGCCUUUAAAUAGUGUACAUAAUAAACGAAUGAAGAUUAAAUUUCACAUAAUGGUACUUUGUUUUGUUUCAACAAGUGACCCGUAUAAGUUCCGUGCAAGGCAUGCUUUUCCAUUAGAUUUCCCAAUGAUAACAUAAAUUUGUACUAGCUGAGAUUGGAAUAGAUCGCCAGUAAUGACUGAAAUGUGCAUAAACCAAUGCCUAACUUUACUAUAUACGUUGUAUGUCAGAGAACAGUAGACAAUUUUCAAAUGGACUGUCAACUUUUAUGAAACAUUAUGUACAUAAUUAUAGAUUAAUUCGAAUCUUCUGAUUUGUUGAAUACUAAACUUUUUAAUAAGAGUUGUUGUGGCUAUCAUUCUAAAACUCGCUUAAUAAUGAAAGUUUAAAACGCGAUUUGAAUCACAGUGGGAUAGGUUAAAAUUGUUUUUUUUGAACUACCAAAGUCGAGACCAAUUUGAUAUUGAUUCUGAUCAGGAUGAAAGAUUCUGAUCACGAUGAAAGUUUAGAGAAAUUACUCUCACAGUUCGCACAGCUCUACAUCCAUUUAAUAUAAGUACAAAAGUUGACCUUGCAGAAAGUGAUCUUGCAGAAAUGAACGACAACAACAACCCCAUAUGCAAGGCCCGCAACCCCCCCCCCCCCCCCCCCUUGUAAGGGACAUGUUGCAACAUCAAACAUGACAUUUGAUGGUACUAGUGAUAAACGGUUUGGUACCGAAACAACAAAAUGCCGUAUACAGGCCAUGCAAAUUUCAAUAACGUUCGGGAAACGAGAGAGGAGGUCCAGUCGCUGAAUGUCGCCCAUGCGAUUGGCAUGCAGUUUUUCUCUUCUUAAGCUUUUGAUGUACUAUUUAAAACACGAGGAGGAGUGCUUUAUCAGAUAUAAAAUACAAGGGCGCAGCUCGAGUGUUUUAUAUCUGAUAAAGCACGGACUGCGAGGCUAUAUUUUCGAUAUAUUACAGUCUAACAUAAAAUGCGACUCAAUUACCCUUGCAGCCCGAUUUUGAUAUUUUUGCUUUCUGUUUUUCAUUCCAAUACCGCAAUUGUCCCAUAACGGUCUGCAAUAAUCAAAGUAAGACUGCACGAUGGCAUUAUACAAGAGAACUGAAAAUACACGUCAUGGCCAGAAAUCACGGACAUGAUUUAUUCUACUUCCUUCGUAGCUUUUGCAUAUCACUUUGAAAUAUGGCUUCAACUUUAAAUAGUGAAUUAUAUAAUGCGAGGUUGCUAAUAGCAAAAUCUGAGAAUAAUGUAGGUCGUUUGCAACUUGCCUCAAUAGCUGGCUCCGCUGCUAAACAAAGUCUGCCGAAGUAUUUAGGGUGAUGUUGGCCUGAUUUCCGUUACUGCCUAUUCUGCAUUUUCAAUAUUUGUACAGAGGUUAGUUUUUACGACAUUUGUCUAUUUAACUCAAUACUAGAAAAUACACGCAUGCAGAAACCCUCGCCUUGCUGACAAAACCAUUAUGUUUUCCAAACAUGAAGUAUUGUCAUGGUAACACGAUAAUUUUAAAAAUAGUUUUAAAAUUGAAAAAUCCGCCCAAAAUAUCACUUUUAAUUACAAAAUGGUCAAUUUCCCAAACAUAUAUAUAUAUAUGCUAGGUAUGUUAUUAUACGUAAUAUAAGCUUCAAGUUAAUGUAAAAAUCAACCACAAACGCUUCGCAAAACGUUUCAAAAUGUUCCUAAAACUAAACUGCCUUUUAUCGAAUAUCGGUAAACAUUGAGUUUCAAAAUUGAAAUAAAAUGAUUUCAAAUUCUUGCAUGAAAAUAACUAUGCUUUCCUCUUUAUUUAAAUAUUUUAAUAUACAAAAAAAGAGUAAUUAAAACUACACUCAAAUUAUAUGCUGUCUUUUUUCACUUUAUAUAUACGCAACCAUCGUAUCAGUUUUUAAAGCAAUUAUAAAGCAAACAAUACAUUAUAUUAAAAACAAACUUACCUUCAUUAACGUCGGCGACUUUGCUCAGUUCUUUUAGACGGUUUUUGACUUUCAAAAAGGUUUUAAAAUUCCAUAAUCUUGCAAAAAUACAAUAUAUUUGCUGUCAGUAAAUUGCUGAUUUGCAAGAAAUGUUCGUUAUUUCGCUGUCGUCAUUUGUCAUCAAAUCAAUCGCAGCAACAAAUUUUAAAUUUGACCAAUCGGUGUUCGCUAUUCAUGACAGUCCGCCACAGAUUUUGAGAUCAGUGAGGAUGACCACCCAGUCAACAUCGUUGGUCACCCACGCCCGCGAUCAUUGAUGAACUUUAGACUUCGCUAAUGUUUUCGUUUCCCCGGGUGUAAAUAGCCGGGCGAAAUUAGUACCCUCGCCCCGGGCUUUCGCCGGAACGGCGCUCCGCGCUGUUGGCUCGGGGAUAAGAAUACCGUACUACUGCCGGUAUAGGAACAAACGAAAAUGCAGAAUAGGCAGUAAGUUCAACCAGGCAAACAUUACACCGUAUAUAUAUUUUUACAAGCUUUGUUUUGCAAGCGGCAAUUAAGGCAAACUGCAAACGACCUACCGUAUUCUCUGAUUUUAAAAUUUACUGCAUCGCAUAAUAUAAUUGAUUGUAUAAUUUACUGCAUAGAAUUAUCAUGUCCGUGAUUUCUGGCAUUACAUUACAUAAGUAGCAAUUUUGACAGUUAAUGAAACACUCUUUACAUUUCACUCCCAUGAAUUCAUGCAAAUCGCGUUCUAAUGUGGUUGGCAAAAGCGGCCAUUUUGCACUCAAAGUUAUUAUUGUAAACAAUAUUUUAGUGUACAAGAAUUGAGAAGAUCUUUAAUUAUCUACCCAAUUGCAAAUAAAUUUUCACAAAAGUUGCAGAACUUUCUGUGUAGUUACCACACUACUAGACAGUUUACGAUUCACGACGCGGCGAAAGAAGACGCGUUAGAAAGGCUUGGUAACUAGCGCGGCCCAAGCGGCCGCGUCAUCUUAUUCUGUUCCCUACGUUACGAAAUACAACGUGCUAGCGUAAACCGUUUAUUUUGGCGGGAAAAUUUUGGUGUUUCAAAAACUUUGUAAUGUUUGUUUAAACACCACAGAAAAUGUAUUCAAAGGUAUUACUUCAUCAAGAAUAAACAGUUAAUAACUCGAUACUCACUUGAAAUUCGCAGCGUAGUGAUCACAACGUGAAAUUGAUAAAAUUCCGUCGUAGAAUCAUCAACUACGCGUUGGAAUUACACAAAACGCGUUGGCCGCGCUAGUUAUCAAGCCUUUCUAACGCAUCUUCUCUAGCCGCGGCAUGAAUCGUAAUCUCUCUAAUAACUUGUUGACGAAGGGCCACUCUAUAUUUUUCAUCUAGUUGUAUCUCGUAGAAACUGCUGCCAUUUAAAAAUUAUCUGCUCUUAAUUUGAUACACACUGCAGUAAAUAAUAUUUACAUGGAACCAAGCACGCACUAAUUGCAAUAAAGUGUAUUUGGGUGUGAAUUAAAUAUGAAAAAAUUUUUGUUGGUAUACAAAAUUUGAUUAUUGCUAUGCAAUACUUCAGUUAUUCAUAAUAUAGCUAGUUUAAUUAAGGUUGUCUUUUCAAAGUCGAAUUUUUAAGUCAAACCUCGAUCUCUAAGUCAGUUUUGAUAUACAUGUAGAUGGUGCAGACAAUAAUUCAAAACACUUACCGGAACAGUUUCUAUUCUUCUAAAGAAACACUCAGUUACAUUCCUUGUAUACUUUGUUAUUUUGAAUGCUCACUAAUUACUUAGCUGCAGUUUCGUCAUCUUAUAUAGGAUGUAAUAUAUAAAUAGGUCACUGUGUUGUUUACUUAGUUACCCAUUGAAGGCUAUAGAUGUGACAAAAAAGGGUCGUCGAAUAAAAAUAUUUUGCCAGAGAACGUUUGAAUUUAACAUGUUAAACUCCGUUAGGAAUUUAAUUGACUUGGUGAGCAUAAAUAAUAGACAUAUGUAUUAAUUAGAAUAACAUAACAACUAUAAUUCCGUCAUUUUGCCUGGGAGCCUCACUCUCAUGAAUCGUGAGCCAAUCACCUUUGGUAAUUUAUUAAUGAGAGCGAGUCUCCAGGACCAAAAAGUAUGUGUGACGUAAUCAUCGAAAGGGUGCAUGUAUUAUAAACACGCCUUUGCGCUCUUUUCGCCUAUAAAAGUUGAAGUUUUGCGGUUUUGAAUUCUGGUUUUCAGAAGACAACGUCAAUUAAAUUAGCUAUACAAAUAAUUAUAAUGUUGAAAAUUAAAAGUAUAUUUUCCAUGUUGUAUUUUUUCCAGGCACUACGAAUAAUUAUGGCAAACAUUUCCUUUUUGGAUUUACAGCUCCAUAUUACAAUAAUAGAUAUGACUAUAUUGGAGUAUCAAUACUUGCUCCCUACGACACAAACGUAACGAUCAUCGGCACUCUGUCAAGGAGACCUUGGAACUACACUGUUCAUAUUAAAGAAGGGGAAAGUUUUGAGUAUAAGCUACCGAUUUCACUGCGAAUGGACAAAUCAUUAUACGGCCAGAGCGGUAUUGAAAUUUCAUCGACGAGAGAUAUUUCAGUGUUGUGUUUAAAUAACCAAGGCUAUCAACAGGCGGCAGAUGGAUACUUGGCAUUGCCAACCAACACGCUAGGUUUAGUUUACGUUGUUGCAUCGUAUCAACCAUAUUCCUGGCAGUCGGGUGCGAAUUUUGCCGUCGUUUCAGCACAUGAAGACAACACGAUUAUUGUUUUGCCCAACAAAAAUGUUGUCAUUCACUCUCGUGGCCUCUCUUACGCUAAGGGGGCAUCUCUGUACGUAACGUUGGAAAAGCACGAAGUGCUAUACAUUUCAAGUACAUCAGACGUAUCUGGAACAUUGGUUGCCUCAAGAAAACCUGUAACUGUAAUAUCUGGUGUAGAUCGUGCUCGUCCUACAGGUUCUAUAAGAGGAGGGUACGAUUUCUUUGAAUCUGUGCUUUCACCUGUUUCUCUUUGGGCAAAAUAUUUCAUCCUGACAACAGUGGGAGCGAUGGAUAAAAAUCAGGGCGAUGUUUUUCGAAUCUUUGCGUAUGAAAAUAAUACUGUUGUUGAAUGUGCGUACUGGACGAAAGUUUUGUCAUCCGGGAUAUACGCAGAAUUGGUAUUGGGACAAAAUCUGGCAUCAAUUGUUAACUGCAGUAAACCAUGUCAAGUUGUGCAAUACAUCAGAGGCGAGUCAAUUGGUGGGAAAUCUGCUGCCCCUUCAAUGAUAAUUCUUCCAUCAGUAAACCAGUUCCUUUCUUACUAUCGCGUAAUACUUCCCUAUGAUUCAGAGUAUUAUGAUACCAUUAAUAUAGUGAUAGAAAAUGAUCAUAUCGAAGGCUUGUUUAUGAAUGGAAUAAAACUGAAUGGUUUACGAUGGAAAAGGGUCAAUGGAACAAACUACGUAUGGACCGUAAUAAGUUUGUCCGAUCCGACUACUGUAACAAUUUAUCAUGCUUCUUCGGCAAUAAAGUUUGGUCUCCUUGUGUAUGGUUGGAAUAAUGGUGCUUCGUACGCGUACUCUGGUGGCUUUAGUUUGAAGAACUUUUCUCACGGUGAGUCGGCUGGAGAUUCGAACAUGCCUUUUACUUAAGGUUGAAAAAGCGGUUUAAUGUGGCUCCCUACAGUUAUAAAAUUUUAAGUAUUUCAGGUAACCUUCGCUUUCAACCAAAUUUAUAUUGAAUACACUUAAGGUGUAGGGUAAUGUGGUCAUUUCCCAGAAAGUUCAGAAGUCUUCUGCUGUCGAUAUACAAACAAAUAAGAACAAACAGGUUUUCCUUCGGUCAAUUUUUCUUAUAAAUUUUUUUGAAGAUUUAUGGUUAAUUUAAUAGAAGAAUUAUAACAUUAAUUUAAUUUAUUGUACGAUCAUCCAGAUUACAAUUUUUUAAUUGUUUCUGACGUUUCGACUACCUAUACGGCAGCCAUUAUCAAAGACGUAUUAUAGUUACAAAAAAUUUACAGUUAUAAUAAUUUUAUCUUGCGUCAAAUUGACGUGCGCGUGUUCGUGAGGUUGUUUGCUCGCGCGUGCGUUUAAAGUACGAGAGCCUGCGUUCAUGCGUAAUUAGUCAAGCGUAUGCGCUCACGAACACGCGCACGUCAUUUUCACGCAAGAUAAAAUUAUUAUAACUGUAAAUUUUUUGUAACUGUAAAUCUGUAAUACAGUUUGAUAAUGGCUGCCGUAUAGGUAGCCGAAACGUCAGGAACGAUUUAAUUUUUUUUUAAUCUGGAUGAUCGUACAAUAAAUUAAAUUAAUGGAGAACCCGGAUUCAAGCCCUUCAGAAGAAUAACAUAUAUUAAAGGUAAUCUACAGUCCGAUCUGCGCAUGUGCACAAAUGAGCCCACUUUUUAUGAUACAAACAGUUUAACUAUGUUUUGAGUUCUUGAAAAGCCUGAUUGUUGUUUCUUGAUCAUUUAUUAUACUCUAGAAACUUGAAAAUAUAAAUAGUUGUCGAAUAAAGCUCAAUAUUUUGGACACAAAAAUGUAAACAAAGGCUUUGUUUACAUACGGACUGUAGAUCACCUUUAAUAUAAGUCUGCCUUUUUUGAAAAUGAUGGCAUAUUCUAUUCUAAUUUCGCAGAAAAUGUUUUAAAGGGGAACUCCUAUAAAAAACAUUUGAAAUGAUAAUUUCUCAACCAUUCCUCGUUAUUAGGAGAAGAACAAAUAAGUCACAUGGCAUCAUUCAAGUCAACAUUUCGAGGUAUGUUUAAAGAGUACUUUUACGUGAAGAAUUCGCAUUAUGCUUUUACCUAGAGUUAUAUUUGAAGUAUUGGUUUUGUCACGGUUUUGUAUAUUUUCUAUAACCAUUGUUCUUCUACGAUUAAACGUCUAUUUCAAAAUUUUAACGAAACAUGCGGUUAGUUUGCAGUUUUACUAAAAUGUUGAAAUAGUCGCGUCAUCUCGAAGACAUGUAUCUGGUAUGGAAGCCUUUUAAUUACGGAUACUUCGCUAUCGUGGACAUUUAUUUGUAUCCAUAAAAAAUUAUUAUAAUAAAUUUUAUUUAAAUAGACCUUAUAGACGUCAGUUCUUAAUAUAAACCCUCGUUUUGACAUAUAAUAAAUCUCCUCUGCAUCUAAAUAGUUUAAUUUACCAACGCUUUCUUCAGUUAUCAACACAUGCUAAAACACCAUACGUUGCCAAAUUAGAGAAAUAUGCUAAUAUUAUAUCUUACACUUAAGAAAUAGAAAACAUUUUCCGUGUUUCUAUAGAGUUAUAGAAACACGCGUGGAAGAUUGGGAGAAACGAGAAAUUGCGUGGGAACACGAUUACGAAGAGCGAGUGUUUCCACGCAAUUUCGCGUUUCUCCCAAACUUCCACAAGUGUUUCCAUAAACUCUAUAGGAACACGGAAAAAAUGUUUUCUAUAUCUCUUAUUAAAUUGCUUUCUAAAAACAAUAAAAUUUUAAUUACAUUCGUUCAAAUAUCAAUUCUAUCUUAAACUCCCGCUCAAAUAUCAAUUCUAUCUUAAACUCACGCGGGUUGCUCACGCAACCCGCGUGAAAAUCCCCGUGUUUCUAUCAAGUUAUAGAAACACGGGUUUUUUUAGCUUUUGACCAAUCAGCGCCCGUGAAUUUAAAAGGCUAUUUUAUAAUAAAUAAUUUAGCACAUAUACUCGGGAUUUGGAUAAUGCUUUUAGCGCAAUUUCAUUGGUUGCUCAACUCCGGAUAUUUAAUCUUUAAUCUUUCUAGAGUUUCACAUUAAAUAGCAUACACCAACUUACAAUGUGAAUUACAUUUAAAAUUUAUAAGAAUCUAACUAAGGUUAACGUUAAAGGUAUUUUUACAAGUAAUCUUUAAUUAAAAAGAAUUUGAAGGAAUCGACAAAUUUAAUUCGACUCCAGCCUUCGGUUAAAACUUUCAAUCCCAUACACAAUAGGGCUAUUUUUAAAUCGUUCUGUUCGAUAUCUAAAAUUAUUCAGUCUUUCUCCAUUUGAUCUAGUUUGUCUCCUCUGUCUUAUCUGAUUAACUGCUUCUGGCAAUAAGCUAUGUAAUCUAUGCCUAGGGUCUAUGAUUGUUUUUGUUGCAUGCCAUAUAUGGCAUGCAACUUUCAUAUAGCUCUAAAUUUCAUGUCGUCGUGUUCAGUGUUCGUACCGGUGGUCGUAAAUCACGUGGUAGAUUCGUAAAGUACGAGCGUACGACAAAUACGGAGUUUUUCCGACGAGCAUUCUAAGCCGGGUUUUCGUCGAGGAAACGCAAAGAAGUACUGAUUAUUCGCCGAAAAUUUACAAAAUUGAGCGCCUUAGAAAAAUAAAUCGAGGUAGGUAAACCUUUACUGUUUUUAACUACCAUAUAUUUUUUGUUAUUUGUUGUGAUUUUGCAGCCGUUGUGCUCGCACUGAUUAUCUAUCAAUUAUCAGGCGUUUAUAUUUAUAUCUCGUGAAAGCCUCAAAGCCCAACGCUAUCAAAAUACUCGAUUUUUAUUUUCUCAAACUGAAACGGAGCCAUUGUGCUCGCACUGAUAAUAUUGUGCGCAAAGCUUCAAAACUACAGCACAUUUUGUAAAUAACAUGAAAUAUAAAUGUCAAACAAAAUUGAAUUAUAAAUAGUAUACUAUUGAAAAUUAAUACAACGAAAUAGCAACCAUUGUGAAGUACGCAUAGGAUUCAACAUGACAUUCGAUGUACAUUACUGUAGAUUAAUUCAUUUCAAUCACUCAAACGUCAAAAUGGUAAAUAAUAAUCAUUUUCAAUCUAUUAUAGUAAUUCGUCGUUUCCAUGGGUUUUUAUACCUUUAAAAAGUUACAAUAAAGCUAAAUCUAAAGGAAAUAACGUUAUUUAGUUAUAAAUUUGUAGUUAUAAAUUUGUUAGUUAUAAAUUCGAAGUAGCCGCCGGCUGCCGACGUUAGCCGGCAAUUUUAGGACUUUGCCGGCAAUUUUUAAUUCCAAAGCAUAGGGGCUCGGCGAGAAUAUUUAUUCACCGAUGACUCGCUUACAAUAACAAAACUUGUUAAUGUUUGUUCCUACACCAAAUAAAAUGUAUUGCUGUGUUCUUGCGAAUGUUGUGUUGGUUUACAUAACUAUAUUAUUUGGCCUAUGCCCACUCCAGAACACAACUAAACUUCGCUUGGAAAAUAGCCGGCAAAAAUUUUCACCUACAAAAAAACAGCCUACAAAAUUUGACAUAUUUUCAGAACGUUAUUUCGAACCCUGAACAGUCAAUCGCUUUCGAUAAAACCUUGACCCCCUUGACCUUGUGAAUGUUAUUAUUUAAUACCGUCGCUUGCAACUAACUAUAUUAACGGUCGCUUAUUAAAACGUUGCCUAUUCGCGUGUCUCUGCAGGGGUCUACACCGUAGGCUAAUUUGUGUGAGAAUCUUAAGUUUUCUUAUUUUGACAUAAUAGCUAUUUUUCAAUCAAUAUAUUGAUAUUAAACUUAUUGAAUCAAUAUUUUAAGUUUCACGCCAGUUGUACCAAAGGUUAUAAGCGCUAUAGGCUAUAGCGCAUCCUAAGUUCCAGAUGGCAUCCAACAUGUACGCACUGCGUACCUAUUUUUAUAAGGUUUCCACACAUCUCUUCCCUACGAUUUUUUAAUGUUUUAAGGUUACAUUCCAGUGUAAACGCUUCUUCAUAUGUCAGACCAGGACAAAUUAUCCGAAGCGCAAGCUUCUGAACUUGUUCGAUAUCAAUAGAUUGUUCCUUGGUUCAGUUUAUAUCCUUGCGAUAUUCAACUGCAGACUAAAACAAAAUGGAUUUCCGUUUUGUUGCGGUUAUAAUAUUAUACCGACGACCAAAUUUUCUUAGGCUACUAAACGAAACUGUAGUUCGCAAACACAGUAAAGGCCAUGCACGUGCAAAGUUUUGUUUAGCCGUGUGUAGAGAUAUUCUUUAAAAUUAUUUUGGGGGAAUAAAAUUACUAAAAAUUUGCAAAAACUGUUUUGCUUACAACUAUGGCGGGAACUGUGAUGCACACUGUUUAUUCUCGUUGCUUUUUGGUAAUUUCUGUUCUGUUUUGAUAUAUGCUAACACAAUUAUUCACAUCAAUAUCCUUGCACUAUCCACUUCCACUUUGGUGAACAAUUGUUACUUGUAUAAAUGUACUAACCGAUCAAGCUAAUUUGUCAAAAGUAAAAAAAUUUAAUUUAAUGUCUUUGUUUAGAUAAACUGACUAACUAUGGAAAGAAGUUUGUUUUUGGAUUUACCGCGCAAUAUUCCUUCAGUGGUGGUGGUCACAUCGGAAUAUCAUUAGUGGCUCACUUUGAUACCAACGUAUCAAUUACAACACACACAUCGACCAAUCCGUUGAACUUUUCUUUCUAUAUGAAAGAAGGAGAUUCCUUGCAGUACACUCUGCCGCUCUCUCUGCGAAUGCAAGGGAAACAGAAUAAAGGUAUUGAGGUUUCUUCGACAAUGGACAUUUCGGUAAUAUGUUUGGAUUACUACAGUUCUUAUGGUGAUGGAUACUUAGCGCAGCCCACUCAUGCACUAGGUAUUACCUAUAUUGUUGCAUCAUAUCAACCAUACAAUUCGUACUCACGAGCUGACAUUGGUAUAGUAUCAGCACAUGACAAAAACAACGUUUUAAUUCAACCAACUGGGCAAUCGACCAUUAAAUACGAAGGAAUCUGGUAUAAUCAUGGUAAUCCACUCCAGGUUCCAUUGGAUAAACUUCAAUCUAUACAGCUAACUAGUUCAUCGGACUUAUCUGGGACAAUCAUAUACGCCUCCAAACCAAUUUCGCUUGUCUCCAGCGUAGAUCGUGCAAUAUCUGACGGCUCUGGACGAAUUGACCGACUAGAAUCAUUUCUUUUACCUGUUACCCAGUGGGGAAAACAAUACAUCUUGACCACUGUGGGAGCAACAAGUAAAAAGCAAGGGGACGUAUUUCGGAUCUUUGCGCAUGAAAAUAAUACGAUUAUUGAGAGUGCGUAUUGGACCAAAGUUUUAUUAUCCGGGACAUACGUGGAACUGAUUUUAAAAGAAGGUCUCGCUUCGUUUGUUAAUUGUAAUAAACCAUGUCAAGUGAUACAGUACAUAAAAGGCGAGGUCAUCGGCGGGAAAAAUGCGGACACUUCUAUGAUAGUUCUGCCCUCGAUAAAACAAUUUUUGCCAUACUAUCGUAUUGUUCCUAGUUAUACGUCGAAUUUUUAUAGUUCAGUGACAAUCACGAUUGAGGACAGUUACACCAACGGUUUGUACAUAAAUGGAUUGAAAAUAGACAAUCUAAAUUGGAUCAAAAUUACGGGAACAAGGUACGUUUGGACAGUCGUUAGUACACCUGGAACGAAAAUUGGUACCUUCUAUCAUUCUUCACCUGAAGUGACCUUUGGAUUGUUGGUGUUUGGCUGGAACAACGACGUUUCUUAUGCUUACCCUGGCGGGUUUGCUUUCGAGCAUUAUAAUACCGGUAAGUAUUCACAAAGACACUGCUAAACAAACAAUUUACCAUUGCUACACAAAAGCCUUAAAUUGGCGUUUUAGGCCGUUUGCUGAGGCACCAAAAAGUG
This is a messenger RNA of Paramuricea clavata, 18062 nucleotides long. The record is from the annotation of a GenBank genome assembly. Lineage: Eukaryota; Metazoa; Cnidaria; Anthozoa; Malacalcyonacea; Plexauridae.